GUCAACCUGUUCUUCAGAUACAUUGAAACGCACUAUUCACAAUGCAGGUCGAAGUCAAUCCCAAUGAAGAUACCGAAUGGAACGAUAUCCUCCGCAAGCAUGGCAUCAUCCCGGAGAAGCCCAAGGACCCCGAACCGUUGAUCCAAGAGGCGCUGAUCGAAGCGGAGCGCAAGGCAUAUGAAAACAGACUCGAAGACAAGGAUUUGGACGAGCUGGAUGAGCUAGAGGACGAGGAAGACGAGGCAUUUCUGGAACAAUACCGUCAGAAGCGACUAGCAGAGCUCUCGACGCUGCAGCAAACGAGUGUACACAACCAAGUCUAUCCGCUCCAGAAGGUCGACUACGCCCGCGAGGUAACGGAGGCCUCGAACAACUGCUUUGUCUUGGUUCAUCUCGCCUCGACUGGCGGCAACGUUGAGUCACAACGGUUGACGGAACUCUGGCGGACCCUGGCGGCCAAGUACGGAGAUAUCAAGUUCUGCGAGAUCCGGGCCAACAUGUGCAUCGAGGGCUAUCCCGAGCGCAAUACGCCCACUAUCCUGGUCUAUCGAAACACCGAAAUUAAGAGACAACUGGUGACAUUGCGGGAACUUAAGGGUCCGCGCACGACUGUAGAAGACAUCGAGAGACUGCUCCUGGAUCUAGGCGCUCUCAAAGAGAGUGACGUUCGCCUGAAGAAGCGAUCGGACUCAUCGGACGAUGAACGCCCGGCUAUCGCUAAGAAUAAGUCCAUCCGGCCUAUGGUCCAGGAUGACGAUGACGACUGGGACUAGACGCUGCGUCGCAAUAUCGAAAGACAUGCUCUUUCGUCUCGAGCGAGAUGGGCAAAUCGUUACCGAGAUCAACGACGGGGCUCACGGAGAAUUUCCAUAUCUACGGGAUGGAUACAUCCUUAGGUAUCGAGGCGGCAGUCCUAUUGUUGAGAUGGGCACAUGUAGCAACCAUAUUGCACUUCCGGAGCUGGGCUCGGGAGAAUGGAAGGCUUUCAGCUUUGAGCAUUUUGCUCUUGCCGUCCUUAUACUAGUUUCAGCUUUCCUACCAUGGAAAUGCUUGCCUGGCUCUUUACUCUCAUACUUAGCCUAUGUUAAGAUCAAGACCAUGAGAUGGCCAAG
This is a messenger RNA of Aspergillus uvarum CBS 121591, 1112 nucleotides long. RefSeq names its product phosducin family protein. Gene Ontology annotation, biological process: protein folding. The coding region runs from base 42 to 773 and encodes 243 amino acids. The transcript is spliced from 4 exons. Gene Ontology annotation, cellular component: cytoplasm. NCBI's taxonomy places the organism in Eukaryota, Fungi, Ascomycota, Eurotiomycetes, Eurotiales, Aspergillaceae. The record is from RefSeq and is a predicted model, not a curated record.